Molecule: messenger RNA, 5744 nt
Organism: Stegodyphus dumicola
Lineage: Eukaryota; Metazoa; Arthropoda; Arachnida; Araneae; Eresidae
Biological process (GO): regulation of transcription by RNA polymerase II
Molecular function (GO): RNA polymerase II cis-regulatory region sequence-specific DNA binding; DNA-binding transcription factor activity, RNA polymerase II-specific
Source: RefSeq, a predicted model, not a curated record
GCUUUCUGCUCAGCUGAUUGCUGUUCAAGAUGGUUACCUUAUCAUGUACUGUAAUAAUUUUCCUUAAUCCAGCACAUUGUACGGUUAGUGAUGAAUGCUAUCACUAUGAAACUGGAAAACAGACAACUUUCAAUACAGGCAUCCCGAGAAAAGAGCAGAGAAUCUGUUGUUGGAAAAAAAUGUAAACAUAACAGAAAAAAAUCAUUACCAGCUAACAUUGACAAAGACGCCUUGCAAAGUAGUCAUGGCCUGGGACGUAAAUCCGCUGAAACCGUCUUAGAUUGCAACGAUUAUAAUUCAAAUUAUGCAGUAGAUUUGAAUUUAACGAAAAAAGUGCGUACGAAAAAAGUGUCUUUGAAAUCUAAUGAUAAAAUGCUUACAGAAUCAGAAAAGAUGCAAAAUCGUUUGCAGCAGUAUUUAAGCAAUGAAGUAAAAGAAAAAGUUUCUUCUAUUUUAAAUGAAAUUAGGGCUUUAUCUGAUGUGGAGAAAUUGUACCUGUACUUGCAAUUACCUACUGGUUCAACAUUUGAAGCAGAUCCUUUAAAACAAAAAAGUCAAAAUCCAUUGGGUAAAAAAGCUGAUGAAGAAGGUUUGACAGCUGUGACUUGGAUCCAGAGUCAUCUGGAGGAAGAUCCCGAUGUUUCUCUUCCUAAGCAGGAGGUGUAUGAAGAAUAUCAGUUAUUCUGUCGUCACAGUAACACUGAUCCUCUGUGUGCAGCUGAUUUUGGAAAAGUAAUGAAGCAGAUUUUUCCAUCUGUUAAACCACGUAGACUGGGUACAAGGGGAAAUUCAAGGUACUGCUACAGUGGUUUAAGGAAAAAGGUAGAUGUAAAGCCACCUAAAUUGCCAGAUUUGAAUUCAGAUAACUGUGAUACUUCUGAAGAAAAGGGCAUUACUGAAAUAACUGCUGCAGCUUGUCACCUUAUUUUUGAAUGGGCUGAAAAAUUGUUAGGAAUCAAAUUCACAUCUUUGAAAGAAUUAGCUGCAUAUCUCCUGGAAAAUAUGUGUGUGGAUAAUCGAUCUGUUGCGGCUUUUAAAAUCUUGUUAGAUUCUUCUCCUCAGCUUUUAGAAAAAGGUUUAUCAAAUUGUGAAGGGGUAGUAAAGAAGAGUGAAGCUCAGAUUCAUUUGCAACGCAAAAUUCAGGAAAAAGAAUUAAUCAAAGAGCAAAAAAAGAAAUUACAGGAGCAUCGAAGCAAUUUAGUUGGCUUAAGUAAAGGCAAAAGCUCUGCCUUGAAGAAAAAAGGCCUAAAAUCAAAGAAAACAAGAUUAAUGUCAUUACCUGCAGACUUGCCAAAUUUUUCCUUACACUUCCACAACACCACUUUCCCACUUCGACAACACUUCACCAGAUAUGUUUCCAUGUGUCUUUUCCAGCCAAGCUCAUGUCUACAACUGAUGUACACUGCGAGGAGCACGUGCAGAUGUACUACUUUCCAGAUACCAGCAGCACCUCUCUCGGCUGAUCUUAAUUCAUUUUUAUUUUUUAAGGAUAAAGAAUCUUCAGAUAUUCUUGUAAAAAGCCAAGAUGAAAAUGCUAGUGAAAACAUUUUAAAUCAACAAAGAAAAACCCUUGAAACUCAGAUUAAAGAAGAAGAUUGUGAUAUUGAAACAUUAAUAUCACAUGAAAAUUCUUUAAAACAUAAUUUAGACUCUGCUGCUAUUUGUUCAUCACCCAGCAAGAAUACAAGCCCUGCUGGGCGUUUAGAAAUUGAAGAUGGAAUUAAGAAUAAAAACAAAAUACUGAUUUCUCAAAGUAAAACACCAGUGUGCAUAGCACAGAAUCUUCCUGGAAUAAUUAUUGUUCCAUCUUUAUCACAACUUACUGAUAUUGGUAAACAAAAUGUAGCUGCUCCAAAAUAUAAACGAAUUCAGCCCAAACCACUGAGAGGUGAGAGUUUCUCUACUGUUGCUAGAUCAAGAGCAGGAUCAGUAGGUUCAACUACAUUAAUUAAACCUAAAAGCAAAACAAAUGAUGGGAGACGAAGUUCACAUGCACGCCUUCAAUCAGAUUGCAGUGAAGAAAGCAAUGAAGAUAAUUCUCCCAAAACUAAUAGUACAACGUCUAAUGUGAAGAUCGUUUCUUUAAAACCUUCUCCUAAAAUAAAUAGUUCAAAAAAGAGCAAUUUUAUUACACCUCAGGAUAUUGUUUCCGAAAAGCCCAAAGAUUGUGUAUCAGAUUUCAGUGCUCAGGUUUCUGCUGAUCCUAAAAUUUUGCCUGAAAAUUCUCUUGAAGACAAAACCAAUCAAAAUAUAGAGCUUAUAUUUAAAUCUGUAGAAUCUGAAAAGUAUGUAGAUAUUAUUAGAGUUUCUUCUGAAGAAAACAAUGCUAUGAAAAGGCAUCUAUCUGAGAAUAAUUAUUAUAAAGAUAGCAAAAGACCACAUUUAGAUAUUUCCAUAACAGAUGCUGUUUCUGAAUCUGCAUCAUUGAAUAAAAGUGCAUCAAAUUUGAUGCAGCAGAGUCAAACAAAUCAAAUUCCUGUCUUCAGUAGUGAAGUUUGUGUACAUGAAAUUGAAGGGGAUGCUUUGAAUGAUUACUUUCGUGGUGCUAAUUCCAGUGUUUCUAUUGUUACUCCCCUUCAAGAAGAAAGGAACAAAAAAUUAGAAGUAGAUAAUGGGCAGCUGUCUUGUAACAAUAAGGUCAAACAGUUAUCUCAGCUUCGAAUGCUUCUUGAACAAAAUCUUCCACGUGCAAUAUCGAAAACUCCAACAGUUAAUAGCUUGCAGAAUCAGCUUGUUUCUAAUACUUCAUCUCUAGUUUUAUGUGAUAGUGUUUUAUUGCCUCAGACUGUAAAAACAUCUGAUAUAACUGCAAAAGCACCAUUUUCCAAUAGAAUUCAAGAAGAAAAUAAAUCCAUAAAUAGCAUUUUUAAUGGCCAAAUAAACAGUGUAAAUUCUGAAACUUUUCAAUCUGUUCAAAAUUCCAGUCAAAUAGAAUCAAUAGAGAAACUUUUCUCUGCAGGAGAAUCAAUAGUUAAUGGAAAUAUUCCUGAGCAUAAUGAAAUUCUUUCAGAUCCUAAUUUUUUUUUCAACUCUGCAAAAAAUAAUGCUAAUGAAAUAGAUAUAAAUAUACAAGCUGGGUUUUCAGAUUUAAAUCAAGAUUCUGAAACAAAUGGUAUUCUAUUACCAUCUAACGAAAUAUCGGACAUAGAAACAAUACAUCAGAUAAGCAAUACAUUGCAUUCUUCUCGAGUAAGUACUUACACACAAGUCCCUUCAGUUCCACAGAGUCCAAAUACCAGAAGACGGGCUUUUAACUUUACGCCAAUAUCUCCAAGACAUACUCCCAUUCCCGAUGGCAUUAAUGUUAGUGGAACAUCUGCCUUGUCAUCUCCUGUACCAAAUCAGUAUCCACGAAACAUGAUGUCUACUGCUGUGGGUCCAUCUCAACCACCUAGUAAUGCUGGUAGUCCAUUUGUGUCUCCUAGAUCAACACCAGUACAUUUUUGUCGUUCAAGACAUAGUUCUGGUCAGAGUACGUAUAGUACAUCUCGACAUACUCCUUUCCAGAACUUUGAUUCUGGAGUAUCUUCUGUAUCAACCUCUCCUUUUAUUUCCCCUCAGACAACUCCAGUACCUGUUAGUAGAUUACGACAUAAUUCAAGUCAUGGUUUAAGCAAAACUGUAACAUUUUGUUCUGUUAAUAGCCCUCAAGUAAUUAAUUCUCAAAUAUCUACGAGUACUAUUGGACACUUGCGUUCUAGGCACAGUUCUGGUCCUGGUGGCCCACAUAUUACAGGAAAUGUAUGUUUUUCAAGGAGUGCUCCAUUGUCACCUUUAGUCAGUGAACAUUGCCUUCCAUCAACUUUUGUGUUUCCUUCAGGAAAUGAAGUAAGAUCUCGCCAUAAUUCAGGCUCAAAUACUACUCCAUUGUCUCCAGUCUCUGAGCAAGCAUCUUCUUCGAGUAGCUGCACAAGCAAUCUCCCAGAUCUUUCUAGUGUUAAUGAAGGUACAUCAAUGUCUCAUUCCUUUUUAAAUGAUGGGGCUGGUGAUUUACUUAUCAGUGCAAAUCCAGCAACUUUCAAGCAAGCUCGCCAAAGACAUGCAUCAAGUUCUGUUAUUUACAGUAAACCACCCUUAGCAUUAAAAGAUACCUUUUCACGAGAAAUUCAGAAUUUGUUAAAAAACAGCCAGGCUAAUGGUGCUUCUGAUAUUCUACUUAGCAAUAGGAGUCAGUCUGUGCCGUUACAUCAGAUGAUUGAGUAUUGUUUCCUGUCACCUCCAGUGGAAGAUGCGUGUCCCAAAUCGCAUCCAACCACUCCUGUAAUAAAUCAGAUGUUUUCAUUCCCUCUUUUGAGUUCCAGUCAAGAGACUUCAGAUAUAUCUUUAGCUACUGAUAUCCAGAAUCGUGAUAAAACCCUUGUUCAAGCUAAUCAGAUGGAAUGGGCUGGUCUUGAAGCUACUGGAGAUUUGGAAAUGAGCAAUGCAAGACGUAACAUAACAACACUUUUGGAUCCACCACUUGGUGAUGAUUUACAGACAACACUGGAAGAUCUGAGAGAUUGUGAUACAGACUUUUCGAAAUUUGCCCAAGAGCUGGAGUUAAGUCAGAAUGAUGAAGGCAGCCUGUAACAUCAGAAAAUUAUCUUACUGUACAUUUUCCCUUUUAGAUAGUUGAACUCAUGUUGUAGAUUUUUAUGUUUAUCUAUUUUUAGAUUUAUCUUCCUCUGUACAGUUAGUCUUUAAUCUCAUACUCUUAAAUGCUCUACAUUUAUUGCUCUUAGUUGUGCUCAUGAAUAUAUUUUUGUAAACGUAUAUAUUAUAAAACUCCAUUAUUUGCCUUUAUUACAAAAUGGGAAUACUAUAUCCCUUUCUUCUUUCUAAUCAUGUAUACAAUUCAAUUUGUAGAUAGCAAAUUUUAUAUCUUAAUCUGCCUUUUUUUUUCCUCUUUUGUUCUUUGCACAAAUAUUAUAGUUCAUGCACUGAAAAUAUUAUAUUAAUAGGCCUCUUUCUCUUAUUAUAGAAAGUCUUAAUUUCUAAAAAAUAUUUUCUAAGUUAUAGUAAUGAAUAUUAAAGCUUUUCUGAUUGAGCUUAAAAUGAUAUAAAAGGAAGUUUAUUCCUUUAUUUUUUAUGCGUAACAAUGAUUAGACCUGUAUCUGUUUUUGCUUUUGUUAUUUUAUUUUGAGAAAGUACAGCUACUGAUUUUGAAAUCUGUGAUUUUUUUAUUACAGAUGUUUUAUUACUAUAAAUAUUUUUCUAUUUGUAUCUUAGUAUAGAAGUAGUUUGAUUUUAAUUUAAGAGGGAUGGAUAAUUAGCUUGCUGUGUUAAAGAAUGGUGAUUCUUUUAAUAUUCUGCUUCCAAUUAUUUUUAUUUAAUCAUUGUUAUGGAAAAAGAGAGUUUAAGGAAACAGUGUAUUUCUGCGUUUAACAAAAUAGUGCUUAUUAAAAAUGGUUUAAUCCCAAUAAAUAACAGCAUAUGUUUAAAUGAAAGUAUUAUAGAUAAUAAUUCAUAUCUGUACAUUAUAUUCAGUACUUCAAGGCUAAUUUUUAAUUCCAGUACUGUCAAUGUAGUUCAUCAAAAAAGUUUAUACAAAGUACACAUCGGAAAAUGUAGUGAUCUGGUUACUUUAUUAAGUAUAAAACAAUAAUAUGUAGUUUUGUAUUUCUAAAUGGGUAUCUUUUAAUAGUGAAAGAAAAUUCUGACUGUUAAAAAUAUGCACAAAAUUUAUUAUUUUCCUAGAAUUGUAUAAGCUACAAUAUUUGUUUUUUCUUGGAAGAAACAAAAUUUAAAAAACUAGAAUUUAAGGG